Varanus komodoensis (Komodo dragon) is the source of this 2867-nucleotide messenger RNA. It is a transcript of the gene PCK2, whose product is annotated as phosphoenolpyruvate carboxykinase 2, mitochondrial. The coding region runs from base 124 to 2046 and encodes 640 amino acids. Lineage: Eukaryota; Metazoa; Chordata; Lepidosauria; Squamata; Varanidae. Gene Ontology annotation, cellular component: cytosol. The record is from RefSeq and is a predicted model, not a curated record. Gene Ontology annotation, molecular function: manganese ion binding; phosphoenolpyruvate carboxykinase (GTP) activity; GTP binding. The transcript has 10 exons. Gene Ontology annotation, biological process: gluconeogenesis; propionate catabolic process; cellular response to insulin stimulus.
CGCCGCCGGUCUCCUCCCCCUGGCUUCUUAACCCUGCUCCCGGACGCCUGGGUCCAUCCUGCGGAGGCGCGAGGGGGCUGCGCGCGCGCGCCAGCCAGCCAGCCAGCCAGCCAGGGGGACAGCAUGCCGGCGCCGUACACGCGGAUCGUGGGCUUAGGAGCUUCCUCCCUCCGGUGCUGGGCUGCCGGCCCAGUGCGCUGGGCCCAUGCGCCACGGGUUCUACACGGAGACCUCAGCAAGCUCUCCGGGCGGGUGCAGGAAUUUGUGGAGCACGGGGUGAAACUCUGCCAGCCGGACAACGUCCACAUCUGCGACGGGACUGCGAAAGAGAAUGACAAGAUCUUGAACCACCUGGAGUCGGAAGGAAUCAUCAAACCUCUUACCAAAUAUGAAAACUGCUGGCUAGCCAAGACUGAUCCGAAGGAUGUGGCCCGUGUGGAGAGCCGGACAGUCAUAGUGACCGAGAACCAGCGGGACACCGUGCCCAUCCCUGCUCCGGGGGUCAAAGGGCAACUGGGCAACUGGAUGAGCCCCCAAACGUUCCAGGAGGCAGUGCAUGACCGGUUCCCGGGUUGCAUGAAAGGCCGCACCAUGUAUGUCAUCCCUUAUAGCAUGGGGCCCAUCGGCUCGCCCCUUUCCAAGAUCGGGAUCCAGCUCACGGACUCGGCCUACGUGGUUGCCAGCAUGCGCAUCAUGACCCGCAUGGGCGCCGCGGCCCUCCGAGCACUGGGGGACGGCGAGUUUGUCCGGUGCCUGCAUUCCGUGGGGCGCCCCCUGCCCUUGGAUGGCGAGCUGGUGAACCACUGGCCUUGCAACCCCGAGAAGACCUUAAUUGCGCAUGUCCCCGAACGCCGGGAGAUCGUCUCCUUCGGCAGCGGCUACGGGGGCAACUCGCUUCUGGGGAAAAAGUGCUUUGCCCUGCGCAUCGCCUCGUGCAUCGCCAAAGAUGAAGGAUGGCUGGCCGAGCAUAUGCUGAUCCUGGGGCUCACGAACCCCGACGGCAAAAAGAAAUAUGUGGCUGCCGCAUUUCCCAGUGCGUGUGGGAAGACCAACCUGGCCAUGAUGAACCCCACGUUGUCGGGCUGGAGGGUGGAGUGCGUGGGGGACGACAUCGCCUGGAUGAAGUUCGACAGCGAAGGCCGCCUGCGCGCCAUCAACCCGGAGAACGGCUUCUUUGGGGUGGCACCGGGCACAUCCACCAAGACCAACCCCAAUGCGAUGCACACCAUCCAGCGCAACACCAUCUUCACCAAUGUCGCUGAGACCAGUGAAGGGGGCGUCUACUGGGAGGGCAUCGACCAGAUGAUCCCACCUGGGGUGACCAUCAGUACCUGGCAGGGCAAGCCCUGGAAGCCAGGUGAUCCGGGACCCGCAGCUCAUCCCAACUCCCGCUUUUGCGCUCCGGCCCGCCAGUGCCCCAUCAUGGACCCGGACUGGGAGUCUCCCGAGGGUGUCCCGAUUGAUGCCAUCAUCUUCGGGGGCAGAAGGCCAGCAGGUGUCCCCUUGGUGUACGAGGCCUUCAACUGGCGCCACGGCGUCUUCGUGGGCAGUGCCAUGAGAUCCGAGUCCACUGCAGCAGCUGAACACAAAGGUAAGGUCAUCAUGCACGACCCCUUUGCCAUGCGUCCUUUCUUUGGGUACAAUUUUGGCCGUUAUCUGGAGCACUGGUUGAGCAUGGAAGAACGCAAGGGUGUUCGUCUUCCGAAAAUCUUCCAUGUCAACUGGUUCCGGAAGGAUGCAGCCGGGAAUUUCUUGUGGCCAGGCUUCGGGGAGAACUCUCGAGUCCUCGACUGGAUCUUCCGCCGUGUUGAUGGGGAAGCGAGCGCCAAGGAAACCCCCAUUGGGUACAUCCCAAAAGAAGGCGCCUUAGACAUGUCAGGCCUCAGCAAAGUCAGCCAUCAAGAGCUUUUCUCACUACCCAAGGAAUUCUGGCAACAAGAAGUCCGGGAAAUAAGGCAGUACCUGACAGAACAAGUUCCCCAGGACCUGCCCAAGGAAGUCAUGAAGGAACUGGAGGCUCUGGAGGACCGAGUGAAGAAGAUGUGAGGGACCUGGAAAAAGAAGAAAAGAACCAAAGACACGUCCUCUGUAUCUCCGAUGGGGAGAGGGAGGAGAUAGCAGAGAGCAUGUUUACAGAAUUUCCCUUCCCCACUUCUUGCCAGCUAACCCUUUCUGGCCACUGGGAGUCAGCGCUCUUCUUUCCAUGGUCGCAAGGUGGCCAUCUGGCUUCUCAGGCAACCUGAGCCAUACCUAGUUCCUCUCUGUGAGUCCGUUUUCUUGAUACAUCUGCUUUCCUUUCUGUGCCACUCUCCUUGCCUGGUUGCCGAGAAACGAGGUGGAAAGGAUCCGCCAUCUUCUUUCCUCAUGUGUGUCGUUCUUCUCUUCUGAGGCUAAUUUACUUGUCUGUGUGUCUUUCCUUGUUACUGAGUCGUUGUUUUGACCUGCCACAGACUGCCUUUUCUUUUUGGUGAAGACUACUUUGCAAAAACGGUGUGUGUGCGGGGGAGAUAUGUGAGGAAACCUUAAGCUAGCUUGGUGCACAUCUUCAGAUCCCAGCUUGAAUGCCCACUAGACUCAUUCCGCUUGGGAGCAUGAAUGGAAAACGAGUUGAUAGUUAGCUUGUGAUACUGACAGCACUGGAAGCUCUUCCAUCGAUAAGAUUCUACAUCAGGGGUCCGUUCCUUAGCAGAAUCUUGAGACCAGCUUUCCUAUAAAAUAGCUCAAAUCUGACAAAACAGUAGGUGCUAAUCCUCCGUCACUUUCUGGGCUUGCUGCUAAUCUGUACCUGCAUACCACCCCAGCUCCAAUAGAUUUUAUGAUUUAUACAUUCUGCAAACAGGGAGCAAGUUGGCUGCUUUUCUGUGUCA